Molecule: messenger RNA, 8069 nt
Organism: Eleginops maclovinus (Patagonian blennie)
Lineage: Eukaryota; Metazoa; Chordata; Actinopteri; Perciformes; Eleginopidae
Gene: igsf10
Product: immunoglobulin superfamily, member 10
Exons: 10
Coding region: 186-7901 (2571 amino acids)
Molecular function (GO): protein binding
Source: RefSeq, a predicted model, not a curated record
AGACUCGAAGUGGAGAACUACUGAAACGGAAUAUUUACAAUUUACUAUCUUAUUUGGAUUUCUGCAUUAUAAGUGCAGUAGCAACUGUUCAACUGCUGAAAAGGAAAUCGUGGUGGUUUUAUUAAUGUUUCAGGAGAAAGUCUAGUCCCCUUGUCCGUGCAGCUGAAGUGCACUCUUCGUGCACAAUGCGUGUGUGUGGUUGCAGCGCUCCGAACCUGCGGAGGUGGCUGCUGAGUGCUCUGUUGUUCUUGGCUGCUGUGCUGCCGACGAGCGGUGACUGCCCCAAAUCAUGCGCCUGCCACAUUCCCACUGAAGUGCACUGCACCUUCAGAUACCUGACCGCAAUACCUGACCACAUCCAGCCAGCUGUGGAAAGAAUUAACCUCGGGUACAACAGCAUAACUGUCUUGAGAGAAAAUGAUCUUUCAGGACUUGGAAACUUAGAGUUGUUGAUGCUGCAUAGCAACACUAUCCACAGUAUUGAUGACAGAGCCUUCCAAGACCUCAAGUCCUUACAGGUCCUGAAGGUGUCCUUUAAUAAAGUAAAGGAGAUCAAGAAAGAGACGUUCAAAGGCCUAGACAGUUUGCUGAGACUCCACAUUGACCACAACCACAUUGAAUUCAUCAGCCCAGAGGCUUUCUACGGCCUAACCAAACUACAGUUGGUCCAUCUCGAGGGUAACCACCUCCAGCAGCUCCACCCAGACACAUUCAUCACACUUACACACAGCCAAGUGUUCAAGAUAUCCUCCGUUAGAAACAUCCACCUGUCGGAUAACCUCCUCACAACUCUGCCUGAGGGUAUCUUCUCAGGCUGCAGCCAGUUGGAGAACCUCUUCCUUCAUGGCAACCGAUGGACAUGUGAUUGCCGUAUGAAGUGGUUCUCAAUGUGGGCACAAAGGAAUACAGGUGUGCUGAAAUGCAAGCGAGACAGGAGAUAUCCCAGAGGCCAGCUGUGUCCUGUUUGUGAAAAUCCUGCCCCUCACCACAACAGGCCUCUAUCUUUUCUCCCUGUUGAUGCCUUCACUUGUGCCAAACCAUGGAUCCAACCCCAUCUAAAGAGGAAAAACAUCAGCCUGGACGAGGGAGACUUUACUCCAGUUUCCCCUAAGGACUUCAUUGCCCCAUUAGGCUCCAUCCAAUUGAAGCUGACUGACCAGUUACACAGUGAUGCCAGUUUGUCCUGCACUGUCCAGAGGCCCUCUGCUCUCGAGAACCUGACACAUACCUUAGAGGAGGAGGAGGGAAACAAUGUCACUAUGCUUACUGCUAGCAUAAGUACAUAUUUGGUUUGUAACAUUGACUAUGAACACAUAGAGCAGCUGUGGCAGAUGCUUGCCACCUACAGUGACUCUCCCAUGAGACUGGAGAGGGGCUUAAUGCUGACGAGAAGCCCAGAAAUGGUGUACAGGUAUAGUCAGAUGAAGAAAACAAAUGAGGAAGAGGAAGGGAUGUAUACAAACAUUGAGGCUGAGAUUAAAGCCUCACCUGCAUGGUUGAUGCAGGGAGAGGUGAGCUUCCAGCUGGACCGCACUACUACCACUUUCUCUACUCUGCACAUUAAGUACGAGUCUGUGGUCAACCUACGAGUGGAAAACACAUCUCCUAAGAGGGACCGAUAUUCCUGGACCAUGAUCAAGCGAGACAAUAAAACACAGACUGAACACACUGUAGUUACAGGUGGUGUGGUGCAAUUGAGCUGUCAAAUCCAGGGUGAGCCAAAGCCUUUGUUGGAGUGGAUUUUACCAGAUGGAAGUAAGGUCAGAGCUCCUUUCUCCAGUGAUGACAGGAGGAUCAUAAUCACUGCUGAGGGGAAGCUCACUCUACGGGGUGCAGAUGCUUCAGACACUGGCCUCUACCGGUGCAUAACCACAAACUACCUGGAUGCAGAUGUCCUUGUCUUUCGAGUGACAGUUCUGUCCCCUGAUGUGGAAGAAUCUGAGGUUAACGGUGUCCAACUCUCACAGCCACUUGGAGAAAAUCUGUUUUUUGAAUGUAGCUCCUCAGGAAGCCCUGACGCCUUCGUCCAAUGGAUACUCCCUGACCACUCAGUAGUGGGCAGAUCUCAUGGGAACAGAAAAGUGUAUGAUAAUGGCACCUUGCUGGUUAAUGGUCUCACAGCAAGGGACAGUGGAUUUUAUAGAUGUUUAGUUUCUAACCACCUCGGAUUUGAUUUGCUCAUUUCUCAGGUGACAGUGACUGGAGAAACAGCUGAAAAGGUGACAGUUUUGGACAGUGAUGGAUCCGGGGUGGAAAUGGAAGACGAGGUUUACCUUAGCCUAACUGAAAACCCAGACACCCUCAAUGAGAUCCCCUCUUCCAGUCCCUCAGAUGGAACAAGUCAGGAAUCCAGGACCAUUACCUCAGAUCGGCCAUACCCCAGAAUCAGGUCACAGGUUGGGGUAGGUGCUGGAGGUAGACUCGGAAAGAAAAGGAAGGGCUCAGUCAGCAACAGACGCAUCUGGAGUAAGAGGGUGUUUGAUAAAUCUUCCAGGAAAGUGGACCCGCAGAAAUUUGCAGUAUUCAUGAAAAAGGCUCAAGAUGGUUUGCGAAUAAAGGCUGGUACAGAGGGAGAGGGGGUAAACUAUGAUCACUUGAAUACUGUUCUUUCUGGUGAUGGUGAAUUUGGCUCUGGUGAGGGUCAUAGUGAAGAUCAUCUGAUAAGAAUAGUGAAGGCAACCACAGAAAAUCCAAAGAAAGGUAUGAUAAUUGGACAAGAGAACAGGCAGCCUGAAACUAUAACAAUAACUCAUGCAGGUCAGGGUAGAAAUGCAGCAACAAUGGGGGCACAUCAAACAUUUGGCAUGGAAACCACUGUCAGCAAUGAUAUAGAUUUAAGUCAAGUGAUAGAAAACACAAACACACUUAGAACAGAGUUAUAUAUGCAGUCAGAUUUGACUCCAAUCAAGUCCACAUUUACACACAAGCCAUCAGAAAACAGGGAAACUCAGAGUGACGCAGCAACACCAUUUAGCACAAUUUUCAACACAGGGCCUUCAAGUUUGGAUGAAACUACUGAUUUCUAUGCCCAGGAAAGUACUACCAAGCAAGGCUCAAGCCGGCACCCUGUCACACUCCAACUCACUGUGACGGACACGUCACAAGAAACUCACGUCCAGUUCUCAGGAGAACAACCUGCAGAGUCAGAGACGUCAACUGGGGCUUUGCUUUCAUUUACCACAGACCCUCAUGUUACUCCCACGAUGGAUGGUCCAGGACCAUUGGAGCUCGUUGUUCACACAUCCACAGACCCAGAAAGCCAGACAACCUUCAUAGCCGUCAGCACCACAGAGAGAAAGCAAGAUGAGAUAACAUUCCACACUACCCAAACCAUCAAAUCCCCCCGCCUGCCACCAGGAUCCACCAUCAUCUCCCGUCAGCAGAUUCAAAUCAUCCCACACAAGAACAGCAGAGGUGGGGGGCGCAGGAGGACCUUUCAUGGCCGCAGGAGGAUCAUUAAACCCAAUAGGAUCACAGACAUACAGUCCUUCAUCAAUAAAGUGAAACAGCCCUCAAUAAAAAAGGAAGGGAACUCCACAGUGCCAUAUAGAAUUGAACUGACCACAGCGUUUGAGUGUGAUGAAGACAAAAAGAAGACUGAAACCACUGAUUUGCAGAUGGUUAAACCAACAGCUCCAUCUGGUUCAUUUUUACACAGGACCGACAGACCUUCCUCUACACAAAGAACUGCAGCUUCUACCACAAAAUAUGACAUUAGUGGUUACAUAACCUCUGUCCCUGAGUUUGACCCUACAAUAGAACCAUUUUUGUCAAUCUCCACCUCAACCACUACUACAACUGCCUCAAAUGUCAUCCUUGGAAGAAUACCAUGGAACCGGCUGUUUGGAGGCAGGGAGCGAGAAAAUGUACUUGGCAGGCUUAGGAGGCCACUUAACACCCAAAAAAACAUAGCUACAACUGACACUACAAUGGAGACAACAACCACAACCCCUGAUGCUUUGCCGCCCUCUACUGCAAACUUCCUAUCAGAGUCCCGGACCAGACACGCAGAAGGCAAAAAGGGCUCAUUAGAUGACGACUAUGAAGAUUUAUCCUCUGCAGUCUUUGAAUUCACAACACUGCAACCUAGCUUUCACCAUCUAACUACUCCCGGCCCAUACUAUACCUCCAAGUCUGCCACCACUGCUGAAACACCACCCACAUCACAGACACUAACUUCCCCCCUUCCUGUCAAACCACCUUUAGUUGAAAAUCCUGAUGAAGACUUAUCAUCUGGGUCUGGGGGACUACCUGAUAGUUUGUUUGUAUUCAGACAGACGCCUGGUGGGACAAGAAGACAACCAGGGCGUAGAAGGAGGCCCUUCAGAGGCAGGAGGCCCUUCAAGAAACCUGCAAUCACUAAAUUGAACCCUACUAGCACAACUGAGGCUUUAACUACAACUAUGGAAACUACAUUGCAGACAACAACACUGCCAAAACUGACUUUUUCACCCUACAACCCCCUUUACACACCAUCUAGGAAAGAGGACAGAACUCCAGUAGUUAUUUCCGCUGACCAAACAUCAACGGAUGAGACUGACUUCUAUGAGGAAUUUGAUUGGAGCAAAUCUCGCAGUUUACCUGCCUAUACUACAACCAGGCCCCCUUUGAUCCCUUCAACCACAUUAAGCCCUACCACCUCAUUUAUGCCAAUUACCACAAAAAAAUGGCCCUACACUACGGCUGGAAACGAAGUCCACAGCACCAUCCGAACACCAACACAGAGGAACACUGGUCCCACCACUCUUAGACCACCAGUGAGGAAAAGAAGACCUACUGUGCAGAGUAGUGGUGACAUUGCAGAUAAAGAACUUGACACAAUGACCAUCCUGACAGAGGAACACGGACUUCCUGACAAUACUGGCCGGUACAACAACAUAGGCCCACGCUAUGAGAUCUCGACUGCUCAUGAACAUGUCACUGGCAAUGAAGCUGGCUUUGAACCCACUACAAAUAUUAUGACCAACAAACCUAAGAUAGUUGGGGGCAAUGCAGCAAGCUUCACCGUGUUAUCCAACUCUGAUGCUUUCCUGCCAUGCGAGGCAGUUGGAAAUCCUGACCCAGCUAUAUCUUGGAAACGCUUCUCCUCAACCACAGGAAACACCGUUACUGUUAAAGGGAGGAUGGGCAAGUUUGAAGUAUUGAUCAAUGGCACACUGUUUAUCCAGAAUGCCAACAUUAAGGAUCGUGGCCAGUACAUCUGUUUAGCUGAGAAUGAUUAUGGAUCAGAUAAACUUCUUGUGACUCUGUCUGUGGUGGCCUACCCCUCACGCAUCCUGGAGCCAAAAAUGCGUGAGAUAAAGACACAUGCAGGUAACACUGUUGAGAUGAAAUGCAGAGCAGAGGGUCGCCCCUCACCCAUGUUAUCCUGGAUCCUUGCCAACCGAACCCAGGUCAAGGGUCAAAACACAGAGAAGGGAAGGGUAUCAGUUUCUGCUGACGGGACUCUGGUCAUUGAGGAGGUGUCUGUUUAUGACAGAGGUCAUUACAAAUGUAUUGCCAGCAAUCCAGCUGGGGCUGAUACUGCUACAGUCCGUCUGCAGGUGGUGGCAUCUCCCCCAGGUAUUGUGGAGGACAAACGGCAGCAGGUAAAAGCAGGUGUAAACCAACAUUUGUGGCUACCCUGUACUGGUCAAGGCAGCCCUCAGCCUACUAUCCACUGGGUCGUCCAUGAUGGAACAAUGGUACAAUAUAACAGACCUGCCAGUGACACAAGGAUAUCAGUGUAUGGAAAUGGAACACUAUACAUCAAGGAUGUGGCUCCAACAGACAGUGGCAAGUUUGAAUGUAUUGCUACCAGCUCUACCGGCUCAGAGAGGAGAGUAGUGACCCUGACAGUAGAGAGGCAAGAGUCUGCACCUCAAAUAGUGGAGACAUCCCAGCGUUUGACAGUGUUGUUCUUUGAGGACCAGCUGAGACUAAACUGUUCAGCUACAGGAGACCCCAAACCCCAAGUCCUAUGGAGGCUGCCCUCUAAAGCUAUAGUGGACCAGUGGCACAGGAUGGGCAGCAGAAUUCAGGUCUUGGAAAAUGGUACUCUUAUUGUAACCGCUAUGAGUGAUAAAGAUGCUGGAGACUAUCUCUGUGUGGCGCGAAACAAGAUUGGUGAUGAUCUCCAUCUUAUGAAGGUCAGUGUGUCAAUGAAGGCAGCCAAGAUAGAGCCGAAGCACUAUGGAAAGAAGAAUGUACCCUAUGGUAACGACUUUAAGGUCGACUGUAAAGCCUCUGGUGCACCAAAGCCAGAGAUCUCCUGGGGUCUACCAGACGGUACAGUGGUCAACAGCGCUCUUCAAUCUGAUGCUAGCAGUGGACAAGGAAGAGCACGGCGCUAUACACUUUUUGACAAUGGAACUCUCUACCUAAACCAGGUCAGUAUGUCAGAAGAAGGGGAUUACACAUGCUAUGCUGAGAACCAGGUGGGUAAGGAUGAGAUGCAUUUACAUAUAACCGUGGUGACUGCUGCCCCAAGAAUACGUCCAACUGACCAGACAUAUGCAAGAGUGAAGCCUGGAGGGAACAUCCGCUUUGACUGUGAAGCACUCGGUGAGCCCAAACCCAAAAUCCUGUGGAUGUUGCCCACCAACGACGUCAUUGCAGCAUCUAAUGAACGCUACCUAAUGCAUGUCAAUGGCUCCCUGGAUAUUAGGGAUGUGAAGCUUGUUGAUGUUGGGGAGUAUAUCUGUAUGGCUCGAAACCCUGCUGGAGAAAAUAGAAAAGUAUACAAGCUUGAUAUGGAAGGAAAUCCACCAGUCAUUAAUGGCUACCGGCAGAACAGGACAGUAAUCAAAGAAGUCGCUGCCAAAUACUCCAGGAAAUUAAUAGACUGUAAGGCUGAUGGCGAUCCUACGCCUAGUAUCACUUGGAUUAUGCCUGAUAACAUUUUUAUAAAAGCUCCAUACUUUGGCAGCAGGAUUAAUGUCCACCAUAAUGGGACAUUAGAGAUUCGUAAUGUGCGGCCAACUGAUACAGCUGAGUUCAUCUGCAUGGCCAGGAAUGAUGGAGGAGAGGCAGUAAUGGUGGUGCAGCUCGAGGUUAGUAGUAUUCUCAGGAGGCCAAUCUUCAAAAACCCUUUCAACGAACGCAUUGUGUCUCGGAUUGGGAAAACCACAGUUCUAAACUGUUCUGCUGAUGGGUACCCAAUGCCAGAGAUCAGUUGGACUUUGCCAAAUGGAACACGGUUGACUAGAGGUCACCCCCAAGUGAGUGAAAACGGGACUUUAGUUAUCUACAACCCUGGCAAAGAGAAUGCUGGGAAGUACCGCUGUGGUGCUAAGAAUUUCAUGGGCUACAUAGAGAAGCUAAUUAUUUUGGAUGUCGGGCAGCCUUACAUCCUAACAAGACCUAGAGGCAUGAUACGCAGUGUUGCUGGAGAACCUCUUUUCAUCCAUUGUCUUUCUGAUGGAAGUCCAAGACCCCACAUUUACUGGACCAUUCCUGGUGGCCACAUUCUUACUCAGCCUCAAGUCUCUGGGCGCUUCCAGGUACUACAGAAUGGUACUUUAAUUGUUCAGGAUACAACUAUCCAUGACCAAGGGAACUACAUCUGCAAGGCUCGGAGCAGUGCUGGAGAGGCUGUGCUCACUGUUCCUGUUAUUGUCAUCGCCUACCCUCCGCGGAUCACAACAGGUCCACCGCCCAGUGUGAUGGGAGUGACCGGGACACCUAUUCAACUCAAUUGUGCCACCAUUGGGAUCCCCAAGCCAGAGAUUAUCUGGGAGUUGCCCGAUCAUUCAGUUCUGUCAACCGCAAAACAGGGCCGGCCCAUGGGUAGCGAACUGCUUCAUCCUCAGGGCACACUUAUCAUUCAGAGGCCCAAAGCCACAGACUCUGGCACAUACAAGUGCCUGGCCAAGAACAGCCUGGGUACAGACUCAAAGGUCACAUAUGUGCGAAUAUUGUGAGAAAAAGACAAGACCAAUGGAGGACUAUGGCAUAACCAACAUUACCGGACAAUAAGGCAUUUGUCUUUGAGGAACAUUGCACAUUUUCACAUGUGGAUUAAUGAUGAUUACGGCUUCUGGAACAUUGUAAAAAAAAAAAAAGCGACAAAUUUAGAUGAAAAAAAUAAA